Messenger RNA from Galleria mellonella (greater wax moth), 3172 nucleotides. RefSeq names its product lipase 1-like. The transcript is spliced from 5 exons. The record is from RefSeq and is a predicted model, not a curated record. Bases 35 to 1303 code for a protein of 422 amino acids. Lineage: Eukaryota; Metazoa; Arthropoda; Insecta; Lepidoptera; Pyralidae. Gene Ontology annotation, molecular function: hydrolase activity, acting on ester bonds. Gene Ontology annotation, biological process: lipid metabolic process.
GUGUGGAAUUGGUUAUACAUUUUGAAUUUGCAAAAUGUACAAUAUGUUAUUGUUUGUAUUUUUGGCGACGGCAGUGGCAGCGAGACGGUCGCCCGGUGCUGAUUACGUCGAGAACUGGUUGAAGGAGGAUGGCAACAAUAGAUAUUCGUCGAAUAUAAUCGAAGAUGCACUUCUUGAUGCUCCUAGUUUGAUCGAGAAAUAUGGCUAUCCGGUUGAGAUUCACAAAUUGAUUACACCCGAUUAUUACAUUUUGGAAAUUCACAGAAUCCCUCAUGGCAGAGAUCAGAAUAAUGAAUCGGACCCUACCAGGCCUGUUGUGUUAGCCAUGCACGGCCUUAUAUCUUCAUCUGCUGAUUUUAUCACACAAGGACCAAACGUAAGUUUAGGUUAUAUACUCGCAGAGUCCGGAUAUGACGUAUGGUUGGCCAAUGCCCGUGGAAACUACUAUUCCAGAGCAAAUUUGUAUUUAGACCCAGAUGACCGGCGUAAUCAAGAUUUUUGGAGGUUCAGCUGGGAUGAAAUCGGAAAUAUUGAUAUACCUACCAUUGUCGACUAUAUCUUAGAACUGACUGGCCAUUCGAAGUUACAUUACAUCGGCCACUCGCAGGGUUGUACAUCGUUUUUCGUUCUCAACUCUUUAAGGCCUGAGUACAAUGAGAAGUUCAUUUCAUUUCAAGGGCUGGCACCUGCCGCAUUUUUCGUUUAUAACGAAGUGCCGUUUAAUAAAGUUAUAUCACCGUAUGAAGCGGUUACGCAGCUUGCUAGUGAGAAAUUGGGAUUUAGUGAAAUAUUGGGAAAUAGGGCUGCAUUUACUUGGUUUGCUACAAGAUAUUGUAAGGAGGGCGACAUAUUCCACGAUCUCUGUGUCUACCUAUUGAUGGACGGUGACAUUGACUAUUUUAAUACGACACUAUCGCCAGUGUUUCUCGGUCACAUGCCAGCGGGAUCGUCUAUACGACAAGUGAAUCAUUACGCUCAAUGCGUAAACAUAAAAGAAUUCAGAAGAUAUGAUCAUCACCGGCCCAUCCUCAACAUUGAAACAUACGAUCGCCCUGUGGCACCGUUAUACAAUCUCUCACAAGUUACAGCCCCAGUCUACCUGCAUUAUUCUUUUGGUGAUGUAACUACUGACUACAGAGAUGUAUUGCAUUUAGCUGAAAGGCUGCCCAAUGUAGCCGGUAUGCACUUAAUACAGAGAUCGACUUUUUCACAUCGAGACUACCUUUGGGCAACUGAUGCAAAGGUGCAAGUUUAUAAUAAGCUAAUCCAACUUAUGAGAGAAGCUGAAGCGAAUGCUAAGUAAAAAUGGUCACUAAGACUAAGCAUGUAAACUGUACUCGAUCAACCAAUUAUAGCCUAUUGUGUCUUACUGCUGGACAAGGAUCUUCUUCAACUGCUUCUAUCUCACGCAAUCGCUGACAAACUAAGUUUAUACUUUUCGUCACAAUCUACAAUUACUAACUUUUUUUUUUAUACAACUUAGAAUGGCAAACAAGCUGACGGCCUACCUGAUGGAAAGUGGUAACCGUCGCCUAUAGACAUUAGCAGUACCAUGGACAUAACAGAGUAUACUGUUUCGCCCAUGUUACUCCGCAUGCGUUGCCAUUCCUGAGGACUCAGCUGUUAUUCCUGUGUACCCAGUAAAUUCACGUCAUAUCCCACCCUUCAAACCGAAACACAGCCAUGCAAACACAACUGCUUCACGGUUGAAACAGGAAUGGGACAGAGAUACCCAAGCAAUCGACUUUUGUACAAAAUAUUUUAGUUUUAUUUAGGCUUACGUAAGUAUUUCUUAUUAGUUAGCUAGAUAUAAAUCUCUAAACUUAUUUGUCUGCCGUUUUAUCUUAUCUCCUCCGUGAAUCCAUCUAAAUAAUACAGACAUGUUUUUUUAUAGUAAUUUGUGUGAUAUCUAUUUUUACAUCAAUAAUCACGGAAUCAGAACCGUAAUCUACGAAUUUCAUAUUUGACAGAUUAAAAAAGAAACAUGAAGAUUAAAAAAGGAUUAUCUUAAAGAUUUCGGUAAUUAUCUCUGUAGUUUUGUACUAUGUCUGUGAUUGUAUCUGAGGGCUUAUAUGUAAUGUUUUUCAAAAUUACGAGACCGAAUGAAACACGCCAUUUCAUGUUAAAAUUACAUAAUACAUACCGUUUAUAAAUGCUAAAAUAUCGUUCCUUUGGUCUUUUAUGGUAGGAUAUAAAUGUUAAACUUCAUUUACUGAAUCGAUUUUGGUAUGAACAAAAACACAAAAUUAAGACCGAAAAUUUGGAAUUUCAUUUCUUGAUUGACGCCAAAUGCGUAGAUAGAGAAUGUCAAAGGUAUCUUUGUGCAAUGGUUUGGGAUGACACCACUCAAUCUGAAGUGAAUUACUAUAAAUAGUGUAAAUACGAUCCGAAGAGAAGAGAAUGUGAUAAGAAAGAGGGACCACCAGAGGAAGACUGUACAAAAGUCGAUUGCUUGUGUAUCUCUGUCCCAUUUGUGUUUCAACCGUGAAGCAGUUGUUUGCAUGGCUGUGUUUCGGUUUGAAGGGUGGGAUAUGACGUGAAUUUACAGGGUACAGAGGAAUAACACCUGAGUCCUCAGGAAUGGCAACGUAUGGGGGGUAUUAUGGGCGAAAUAGUAUACUCUGUUAUGUCAGUGGUACUGCUCAUGUCUAUAGGCGACAGUUACCACUUUCCAUCAGGUGGGCCGUCAGCUUGUUUGCCAUUCUAAGUCGUAUAAAAAAGGUAUUACGUAUGAAUGUGAAAUUACGUAUCUUAAAAUACCUAUCUAGUAGUAAACUACUACUAUUAGAUACUAUUAAAAAAUUAAAAAAAAAUUAAAAAUUUAAUUUAAAGUAUUAAAUUUUCAAAUUUGGUUGCACAGAUUCAUGGAACACUUGUUUUCUUCUAAAUAUAUUUUUGUAUUUUGUAUUACUGUGGCGCACGCAUGAAGAAAAAAAAAAUUUUUACAAAUUUUAUGCAGAAUGAUUUUGUUUUUUAUUUUUAUUUUUUGUACAUGUAUCUUUUUUAAAUCUUUUUUUACUUUGCAUUUGUCUCUGUUGCUGUUUGUGUGCUGUAAGUAAUGCAAAUAAAUUAUUUAUCUAUCUACCUAUAUUCAUAAUAUAAUCGCGAACUUGCGUUCGUAAUUCUUUUUCAAAUGAAUUACUAUCCUCCAAUAUUUUUAUUUCAUUAGUCA